CUUGCUCAAUCGACACUUGGCCAACAUGUCGAACAUGAUGCAACCUCAGAUUAUCCUUCUCAAGGAAGGGACGGACGACUCGCAGGGCAAGGGCCAGCUGCUGACCAACAUUGCGGCGUGCCAGGCUGUGGUGGAGACCAUUGCUACCACGCUCGGCCCGCGCGGGAUGGACAAGCUGAUCAAGUCGGAGACCGGCGAGGUGACCAUUUCCAACGACGGGGCGACGGUGCUGUCGCUGCUGGAGGUUGUGCACCCUGCGGCACGGACUGUGGUCGACAUUGCGGCGUCUCAGGAUGCUGUUGCGGGCGACGGGACGACGUCUGUUGUUCUCCUUGCCGGCUCGUUCAUGCAGGCGGCCAAGGAGUACAUCCAGGACGGUGUCCACCCGCAGGUCAUCAUCCGGGCAUUCCGCAAGGCUGGUGCGCUCUGCAAGGAGCGGAUCAAGGAGAUCUGCGUGUCUGUCGGCGACGUGGCCGGGUCGGACAACGUGACGGAUCUGCUGAUCAAGUGCGCCGGGACGGCGAUGUCGUCCAAGCUCAUCCACCACCAGAAGGCCUUCUUUGCGCCGAUGGUCGUGGAGGCGGUCAAGACGCUCGACGACGACCUCGACCUCAACAUGCUCGCGAUCAAGAAGGUGACCGGCGGCGCGUUGCAGGACUCGAUCCUGGUCAAGGGCGUGGCGUUCAAGAAGACCUUUUCGUACGCCGGCUUUGAGCAGCAGCCCAAGACGUUUGCCUCGCCGGGCGUCCUGCUCCUCAACGUCGAGCUCGAGCUCAAGGCCGAGAAGGACAACGCCGAGAUCCGCAUCGACGACGUUUCCGAGUACCAGCGCAUUGUCGACGCCGAGUACCGCAUCAUCAACGACAAGCUGGAGGCCAUUGUCGCCACCGGCGCCAAGGUCAUUCUUUCCAAGCUGCCCAUCGGCGACCUGGCGACCCAGUUCUUUGCCGACCGCGGCCUCUUCUGCGCCGGGCGGGUGAACAAGGCCGACCUGACCCGCGUCUCGCGUGCCACUGGCGCGUCCAUCCAGACCUCGGUCAACGGGCUCACCUCCGACGUUCUCGGCACGUGCGAGAAGUUUGAGGAGGUUCAGGUGGGUGACGAGCGGUACAACUUCUUCACCGGCUGCCCCGAGUCGCGGACGGCGACCAUUGUGCUCCGCGGCGGCGCCAAGCAGUUUAUCGACGAGGCCGAGCGCUCGCUCCACGACGCCAUCAUGGUUGUCCGCCGUGCCAUCAAGACGCCGUCGGUGGUCGCCGGUGGCGGCGCCAUCGAGAUGGAGCUCUCGCGCUUCCUCCGCGAGCACGCCCGCACCAUCCGUGGCAAGUCGCAGAUCCUCAUCAACGCCUUUGCCAAGGCUCUCGAGGUCAUCCCGCGCCAGCUCUCCAACAACGCCGGCUUUGACUCGACCGACAUCCUCAACAAGCUCCGCCAGCGCCACGCCAUGGACGACGGCAUCUGGUACGGUGUCGACGUCACCACCGGCGACAUCUGCAACACCCUUGAAUCGUUUGUCUGGGAGCCGACCCUCAUCAAGCUCAACGCCAUCGGCGCCGCCGUCGAGGCCACCAACAUGAUUCUCUCCAUCGACGAGACCGUCAAGGCUCCGCCCUCCAAGGUCGGCGACAAGCACGCGCUUCCGGGCAUGUAGACACGCUCCGCCUCCUGUUUGUGUGAAGGAUCAAAGCCCCCCCCCCCCACCCCCACCCCAAGUCCAAGGUUAAGAAAUUGAAUUGUAACGCCCA
Messenger RNA from Thecamonas trahens ATCC 50062, 1745 nucleotides. RefSeq names its product T-complex protein 1 subunit eta. The coding region runs from base 26 to 1651 and encodes 541 amino acids. Gene Ontology annotation, cellular component: chaperonin-containing T-complex. The transcript is spliced from 2 exons. Gene Ontology annotation, molecular function: ATP-dependent protein folding chaperone; ATP hydrolysis activity; ATP binding. Lineage: Eukaryota; Apusomonadida; Apusomonadidae. Gene Ontology annotation, biological process: protein folding. The record is from RefSeq and is a predicted model, not a curated record.